UGGUAUGGUGGCGCGAGCGAGCUUCUGUAAAAUAUGGAUAAUGCGUCAUAAAAAUCGAUGUGCUUUGAGUAAUGUUAAGUAAAGUCACAUUGGUGCAUUUUAAUCAAUUUACUCGACAGCCGAAAAUAAUGCAGUUAAUCGCUCUUGAAAGAACUCGCCCGAUUUCUUUCCUUUUAAUUAAUAAAUUGGUUCGAUUUUCGUCGUCUAAGACGAAAAAAGAACUAAUCGACUCGUGCAGGAUGUUGGAAAUUUCUCAAACACCGACGGCCGACGAACUAAAGGAAGCUUUUCUCCGAUUGGCCAAAAAGUAUCACCCCGACGGAGGAGCGCCCACUGCUGAUGCGGACAAAUUUGCCGAGGUCCAGGCAGCUUACAGAAUUGUCCGAGGAAAUUUGGCAGAGUUAAAUUGCGAAAAUGACGAACAGCUGCUGGAGAAGAAUUUUGGUAUUAAACAUACUGUUCCCCAACAUCGACGUUAUCUCUCUAACGAAGGUGUCGGAUAUGGUUCGCCCAGCCAGCGGCAGAAACAAUACCAGCAACACAAAAUGAAUAAAGCCGUGGAAAAUAUAUUUGAGUACAGAUCAAACAAAUUGGCUAGUCAAAGUGAAAAUUCAGUAUUUGUUAAAGAUGCAUCGUUAGCACGACAAUACAAGACAAGACAAGCAAUGGAGAGAUUGGUGGAAGAUUUAAUACAGGAAUCUAUAGCUCGAGGAGAAUUUGACAAUUUGCCUGGUAGUGGAAAACCAUUAAAAUAUGUUCCUGAAAAUCCUUAUGUAGACAGCAUGACUCAUAAAUUAAAUCAAAUUUUAAUAAAUAAUGGAUUUACACCAGAAUGGAUUAUUCUUGAACAAGAAAUUAAAAAGGAAAAAACUGAAAUUCGGACAUUGUUAGAGAAUCAGAGAAGUCAACUCGGUCCUCAUCCAAUUUCUGGAAAUGAGAAAUGUCAGUGGAGAAAUAUCAUUCUAAAUAGUCAGCCCAAAGUAAAAUCAUUAAAUAUAAAAAUUGAUAAGUACAAUAUGAUAGUACCAAUUACAAGAAAACAACAGUUGCAUUUUCAAUUAGAAAAAGAAGCAGAAAAAAUUUUAAGAUGUGGAAAAACAGGCAUGUCAGUAUCAUCAAAAAAUCAAAUGAAACACAGUCAGUCAAUGCCAGAAAAUGCACUGGAUGCUUUUUGGAAUUUAUUUCGUUAA
Molecule: messenger RNA, 1190 nt
Organism: Centruroides sculpturatus (bark scorpion)
Lineage: Eukaryota; Metazoa; Arthropoda; Arachnida; Scorpiones; Buthidae
Product: dnaJ homolog subfamily C member 28-like
Exons: 6
Coding region: 72-1190 (372 amino acids)
Source: RefSeq, a predicted model, not a curated record